Molecule: messenger RNA, 1128 nt
Organism: Alnus glutinosa
Lineage: Eukaryota; Viridiplantae; Streptophyta; Magnoliopsida; Fagales; Betulaceae
Product: WAT1-related protein At2g39510-like
Exons: 7
Coding region: 1-1128 (375 amino acids)
Cellular component (GO): plasma membrane
Molecular function (GO): transmembrane transporter activity
Source: RefSeq, a predicted model, not a curated record
AUGUCUAUGGAGUUCUUGAUUCGCUUAUUUUGUCGCAUGAAGCUAUAUUUGGCUGUCAUUCUUUUGCAGUUUGGCUAUGCCGGGAUGGCCAUUAUUGCCAAGUUUGCUUUAAACCGGGGGAUGAGCCAUUUCGUACUCAUAGCCUACAGGAUGGCCAUUGCCUCCCUUGUUAUUGCUCCUUUCGCCUUUGUUUUUGAAAGGACAUCAAGGCCAAGGAUGACAUUGUCCAUCUUCGCGAGGGUAAUACUGCUGAGCUUCUUUGACCCUGUUCUUGACCAGAACCUGUAUUAUAUUGGGAUGACGUAUACAAAUGCCUAUUUCACAUCUGCCAUGUGCAAUACCCUUCCAGCCUUCGCAUUUGCAAUGGCUUGGAUUUGCGGGCUUGAGCAGGUCAAUACUAGGAGACUGCACAGCAUGGCAAAGAUAUUUGGGACCUUAGUGGCGGUUGGCGGAGCAAUGUUUAUGACUCUGUUCAAAGGAUCUGUACUGAAUCUGCCAUGGACAAACGGAAGAAACCAUCAUGAUCAUCAAUCUGCUGGACCUGCGCAUAAGCAAGAUGUCUUCAAGGGUGCUCUACUGGUCUUCGGGUCCAGUUUCUUCUGGUCUUGCUUCAUGAUUCUACACGCAUUUACACUGAAAGUGUACCCUGCCAAGCUCUCCCUCACAGCUUUGAUAUGCAUUACGGGAACGGUGGAAUGCACCAUAGUGGCCUUGGCAUUUGAGAGGGGCAGUGCUGCAGCGUGGUCCGUACACUUGGAUGCCAAAUUUCUAGCCAGUGUUUAUGCAGGAGUACUCUCUGGUGUAGCUUAUUAUACCAUGGGAGUGGUAAUCAGGGAAAGGGGACCCGUUUUCUUCUCUGCUUUCAGCCCUCUAAGCACUGUCGUUGUUGCAAUUGUGGGCUCCCUCGUAUUAGCAGAAGAAAUGUAUUUAGGAAGGAUUAUUGGAGCGGUUAUUAUUGUGAUUGGCCUAUAUUUUGUUCUAUGGGGUAAGAGGAUCGACCAGCCUACAUCUAGUGACACUGCAGCAGCAAACGAAGAACAGAUGGCUACAGUUACCGAGAGUAUGGGGACUUCAAAUCGUGUAUUCGUUGAUGUUUCCAGCGUAGUACCGAAGGAUGAACAUGUUUAA